Molecule: messenger RNA, 1472 nt
Organism: Loa loa (African eye worm)
Lineage: Eukaryota; Metazoa; Nematoda; Chromadorea; Rhabditida; Onchocercidae
Exons: 6
Coding region: 15-725 (236 amino acids)
Source: RefSeq, a predicted model, not a curated record
AUUUGCAGAAUUAUAUGGGUCACCAUCAGUUCGAUAUCAUUUCAAAGAGCAAAUCACUAGGAACUGGAAUUGAUAUCACUGAUCAAAUUGAAGGAAUGAACUUGAACGGCUUGCAGCGAGUGACACAGGAGCAUAAACAAUUAUUAGAACAAACAAGAUGUCGUCUACGUGACCGUAUAUCAUCGCGAAUGGGCGAAUUACUUCUGUUAGGUCAUACUAUGCUCAACGAAUACUGCGAGUUAUGUGCGGGUAUUUUGAUGGAGAACCGCCAAGGAGUUCGCUCUUGCGUUGCUUGCGAUAUGGUGAAUGUAGAGCUUUCGAGAGGACAGAACGACAGGACUCCCGUUCCAAAUAACGAUGACCCGAACAAUUUGAAUGAUAUUGUGAUUGGACACAGCAACAUGAGUGGAAGUAGUAUAGUUUUGCAAUCACCAGCGCAAUUACUUUCAGCAGAUUCUCCAGCAAGAUCUUCGUACUCGCCAGUUGAAAGAGGUUCCUCUGUACGAACUCUCCGCAGUCGUCAACUCCCUGUAGAAGAUGGCAUAUCACCACAUGCUGAGUUCCUUGGAUCCAGAAAUGUUAAGACGGCAGUAGAGGCGGUCGAGGAUAAAUUAAAGUGGUGCGCAGAAAGACUGAAAAGUUGCGAAAAUGUGGAAGAAGUAAUGAAACUAUACGAAGCUAUUGAUCGUGGCAUUGGAAUUCUAAAACAUUUUAUGGCUACGUGAUGUACCUCUGAUUUCAUGUUGAUUAUGCAUGAAUUCUUUCCUAUUUGACAAUACGAAUAACUGCUAAGGUAAUUACAUGGCUGGUGAUGAGAUUCCGCUUAGCUCAUAUUCGUAUAUUUACCAUACGAAUUUCUAUGCUUUCCCUCUAACUAAUGCAUGGAACUAGUACAUGUUUCACAUAAAUCUGAUGUUCAAUAAAUUGGUUGUAGAAAAAUGUCCCAAAAAUCAUUUUCAGCAAUGUGUUAGGACCAUUUCUGAAUUUGACUAGUUGUAGUUACUCCAUAAUUUCGUGCAAUCUUAACUACAAGGGUAAUGUUUUAUCGGAUGAUUGUAACAGCAGCGUGGCGCAGUGGAAGCGUGCUGGGCCCAUAACCCAGAGGUCGGUGGAUCGAAACCACUCGCUGCUAGCACCGUUCACUUUUGCGUUCACCGUUCACAGUAGUAUUAUCAUACGAUAAAGAGUUUUGUGGAUGUGCUGUUACAGCAUGUACCAUUUGCUUUGAAAGUGUUGUGUGUUUGAAAGAAACGCAGUAAGCGGAAAAACAAUGCUGAGAUGUCAUAUAACCGUUUCUGUUAGAGUUACUAUGACUCAUCUUGACUUUGAAUUGUUAUCCUCCAGUGCUGCUGCUACUGUUCUCGGUCCCAUUACUCAUUGUCUGCGUUUCUGCAGUUCCAAAACACAUGUUUUUUUCUUCAUUUGUCUUUUUCUGACGCUCUUUAGCCUUCUAAAUGCCAUAUGUAACAUCC